AUGGGCUCUUUAUAUCGAAGUGAGCUUAUGACUUUUUGUGAGUUAUAUCUCCCAUCUGAAGCAGCAUACAAUUGUAUUGCAGAGUUAGGAGAAUUUGGAUUAUGUCAAUUUAAAGAUUUAAAUGAAUCAUUUAAUUCUCAUUCUAGAAAAUUUCAUAAAGAAAUAUCAAUGUGUGAUGAGAUGGAAAGAAUUGUUGAAAACAUUAAAAAAUGUUUAAAUGAGGAAGGUAUUAAAUUUAGAGAUAUUGAUCAUGAUGUUCCUGUUCCUGAACCAAAAGAAUUUUCUAGUAUGCAUACAAAAUUAACACUCAUUCAAAAUGAGUUAACUCAAGUUAGUGAAUCUAUGAAUUUAUUGAAAAAAAAUUAUUCAGAACUUAAUGUAUGUAAACAUGUAUUGUCAAAAGUUGCAGGUCUUGUUGAUUCUAAUAUUAAAGCUAUUGCUACAAAAAGUAUUAGUGAAGUAGAACAUGGGCAUGCUGGUCCAUUUUUUACAUCUGAUGACAAUGUACAAGAAGAAACCAGUACAACAAGAGAUAGAGAUGAAUCAGAAUUAUCAUUUAUUUGUGGUGCAAUAAAUAGUACUAAAAUGAUAAUUUUUGAAAAAUUACUUUGGAGAAUGACAAGAGGUAAAGCUUAUGUUAGAAGUCAACCAAUAGAUGAUGAAGCAAAUACUAUUUUUCCUUCUGAAAAUAAUAAAAGUGCUUUUGUUAUUUUCUUUAUCGGUAAACAAUUAAAACAAAAAAUUAGAAAAGUAUGUGAUGCAUUUCAUUGUAAUAUUGUUGAAUCACCUGAAAAUCCUAAUCAUAGAAGAAUACUUUUAGGAAAAUUAGAGACACAAAUUUCUGAUUUAAUUGUUGUUAUUAAUAAAACAAUUGAAUAUAAAAAUAGAAUUCUUUUUGGAACCUCUCAACAUAUUUCUCAAUGGGAGAUGGAGGUUUUAAAAGUUAAAAGUGUUUAUAAUAUAUUAAAUUACUUAAAUGUAGAUGUAACACAUAAAUGUUUGAUUGGUGAAUUAUGGACACCAACUAAUGAAAUUGAAAAUGUCAAAAGUUAUCUUCGUAUUGGACAAAAGAAAGCUGAAUGUACUGUUGAACCAAUUCUUUCUCCAAUUCAUAGUCAUGAUAUUCCACCAACAUAUCAUAAAUUAAAUAAAUUUACAAGUGGUUUCCAAAAUAUUGUCAAUUCUUAUGGUAUUGCAGCUUAUAGAGAAAUUAAUCCUGCUCCAUGGACCAUUAUUUCAUUCCCAUUUAUUUUUGCAAUUAUGUUUGGUGAUUCAGGUCAUGGUAUCAUUAUGCUUCUCUGUGCUCUUUCAUUUGUAUUAUUUGAACAAAAAAUAGAGAAAGCUAAAAUAAAAGAUGAAAUUUUUAAUACAUUUUAUGGUGGUAGAUAUGUUGUAUUACUAAUGAGUUGUUUUUCAAUUUAUACUGGAUUUAUCUAUAAUGAUUUUUAUUCUAAAUCUGUUAACAUUUUUGGUUCAUCAUGGAAAAAUCCUUAUAAUGAAUCAAUAAUAAUAAGUAGAUUAAUGGAUGAUAGUGCUUCAUUAACACUUCCUGUUGAAGAAGCAUUUGAUUCUAACUAUGGACCAUAUCCAUUUGGUGUUGAUCCAAUAUGGAAUUUAGCUACAAAUAAGCUUACAUUUUUAAAUACAAUGAAAAUGAAAAUGUCAAUUAUUAUUGGAAUUUCUCAAAUGGCAUUUGGAGUAGUUCUUUCAUUAGUUAAUUAUAUUCAUAGAAAAUCACUUCUUGACUUUUUCUUUAUGUUCAUUCCACAACUUCUUUUCCUUUCAUGUAUCUUUGUUUACCUUUGUAUUCAAGUAAUCAUUAAAUGGAUAUUCUUCUCUGUAACACCAGGAUUUAUAUUUGGACAAUAUUAUCCAUCAUCAAAUUGUGCUCCAUCUUUGUUAAUUGGUUUAAUUAAUAUGUUCAUGUUAAAACAUGGUGAAGUAGGAUUUGUAAAAGAUAAUAAUGCUCAUGGAAAAGUUUAUGAUCAAUGUUACCUUCAACAAUGGUAUCCUGGUCAAGGAACAGUUGAGACAAUUCUUCUUGUUAUAGCUGUUAUUUCAAUUCCUGUUAUGUUAUUAGCUAAACCAUUAAUUCAAUUAUGGAUGCAUAAACGUGGUAUGAAAGUAAGUAGUGGACAUGGUCAUGAUGAAGAAUUUAGUUUUGGUGAUGUUAUGGUAUAUCAAGCUAUUCAUACAAUUGAAUAUGCUCUUGGUUGUAUUUCUCAUACAGCAUCUUACCUUCGUCUUUGGGCUUUAUCCUUAGCUCAUGCUCAACUUUCUGAAGUUUUAUGGACUAUGGUUUUAAAUAUGGCUCUUUCAAUGAGUGGAUAUGGAGGAUCAGCAGCAAUUUAUUUUAUAUUUUGGGCAUUUUCUAUACUUUCUGUAGCAAUUUUAGUUCUUAUGGAAGGAUUAUCUGCAUUUUUACAUGCACUUCGUCUUCAUUGGGUUGAGUUCCAAUCUAAAUUUUAUUUAGGUACUGGUAUCGCAUUUGAACCAUUUUCAUUUGUUGCUAUUCAAAAAGCCAAAGAAGGAUUAGAUUAA
This is a messenger RNA of Strongyloides ratti, 2541 nucleotides long. Its product is annotated as V-type ATPase, V0 complex, 116kDa subunit family and ATPase, V0 complex, subunit 116kDa, eukaryotic family-containing protein. The transcript has a single exon. Bases 1 to 2541 code for a protein of 846 amino acids. Gene Ontology annotation, cellular component: plasma membrane; vacuolar proton-transporting V-type ATPase complex; vacuolar proton-transporting V-type ATPase, V0 domain. Gene Ontology annotation, biological process: proton transmembrane transport; vacuolar acidification. The record is from RefSeq and is a predicted model, not a curated record. Gene Ontology annotation, molecular function: ATPase binding; proton-transporting ATPase activity, rotational mechanism. Lineage: Eukaryota; Metazoa; Nematoda; Chromadorea; Rhabditida; Strongyloididae.